UGAUGGACAAUACGGACGAGGAUGAUGAGCCCUUAGUAUUUAAACGGAGCAGCUCAUCAUCAAAGCAAAACCAAUCAAAUCCACAGGUGCAAAAGUCAUCUUUAUCUCAAAAGCUUGACCGAUUAGGAAGGCCAAUGCCCGAUGUGCGAUCUCAAAAUGGUCAAAGUUCCGGGCUUCAAAAGGGAAAUGUUAAUUUAUGGAUGAAGGUGGAGAAGCGAUCGUCUGGGCCUUCUGCUGAUCCAUAUGACUCUGAUGAUUCGGAAGAUGAUAAACCACUUAGUGCUAGGCUUCCUACUGGCUUAUCAAGGAUCAACUCGAACAAUGCCAGCAAAGGAUCCAGUGCUUCACGUUUGGGUCAAAAGCCAAGCAUCCCCAAACAGGAAAAUUCUGAUGAUGAAAAGCCUUUGUCAUACAAGGUCCAAUUGAAGACUAAUGUAGGGACAUCCAGUAGCAAGUCCUAUGAUUCAGAUGAAGAAAAGCCCCUUGCAGCAAAAAAUAACGAAAAUGGAUCUGCCGUACGUGAUAGUGGUUUAAAUAAACCUUCAACUGUGCUAAGUAAGAGAUCUGCCAGCGAGGUAAAGUCUGCUGGGCAAGCUUCUAUGAAAAAGCAUAAGCUUUCUGUUGCAUCAGUGCCUAUUAAUAAUAAGCAAGCAUCUGUUAAAGCUGAGCAGAAAGUAGAGGAUGAUGAUGACCAUGUUCCCAUAUCUCAGAGAUUGAAGAUACCGGCUGCUUCAGAUAAGAAAUCAUCAGCCGUUAAGAAAGUAACGAAAGUUGUUUCUUCUUCACUCAAUAAAACAAAUAAGAAAUCAAAGAAGGUGAUGAAACAAUCUCAGUACAUUAAGUCAUCAAAGGUUCCUCCAGGCUCUGGUGAAGGGCAGAAAUGGACUACCUUGAUUCACAAUGGUGUGAUAUUUCCACCUCCAUACCAGCCUCAUGGGGUUAAGAUUCUCUACAAGGGGAAGCCUGUUGACUUAACACCCGAACAAGAGGAGGUGAAUAUCACUCUCUCUCACACAACACACACUGUUACUAACUUUUCUUUAGUUCAUUGUGUCUAUAUCUUCAAAAAAAUUGUCUUCAGAUU
Olea europaea var. sylvestris is the source of this 1084-nucleotide messenger RNA. Its product is annotated as DNA topoisomerase 1 alpha-like. The record is from RefSeq and is a predicted model, not a curated record. The transcript is spliced from 2 exons. The annotation marks the transcript as partial. Lineage: Eukaryota; Viridiplantae; Streptophyta; Magnoliopsida; Lamiales; Oleaceae. Gene Ontology annotation, cellular component: nucleolus; chromosome. Gene Ontology annotation, biological process: DNA topological change; chromosome segregation; DNA replication. Gene Ontology annotation, molecular function: DNA binding; DNA topoisomerase type I (single strand cut, ATP-independent) activity.